Molecule: messenger RNA, 2767 nt
Organism: Salvelinus sp. IW2-2015
Lineage: Eukaryota; Metazoa; Chordata; Actinopteri; Salmoniformes; Salmonidae
Product: transcription factor GATA-5-like
Biological process (GO): positive regulation of transcription by RNA polymerase II; cell fate commitment; cardiac muscle tissue development
Cellular component (GO): nucleus
Molecular function (GO): zinc ion binding; DNA-binding transcription factor activity, RNA polymerase II-specific; RNA polymerase II cis-regulatory region sequence-specific DNA binding
Source: RefSeq, a predicted model, not a curated record
AAAAAAUKUAAGGAUUCGGUUAAAAUCGGGUUAAUUCAUUUGAAAGUAUAUGGAGACCAUCUAAACAAAAUUCACAAAUCUGAAGGAACUGUGACAAUUUCUUCGAUCUUUAUAUGUUAUCUUAUAWUGAUUCUAAAAACAACCAAGACACAGCAAAUUCAGCAAAGGUGGGUCUCUUCUUCAUGUUGGCUCGUCCUCCAUGCCCCUCUCCUCCUCCAACUCCUGAGACCUACCUUGGAGUGCAUCACGUGGUCUUAGUUCGUACAAAUAACUCGCAGUAGAGUUUUCCAGUAGAGAACGAAUCGGAGCUCUGUUAUAUCAGCAAUUAUCAGCGACAGUAACUAUCUUCAGAUACUAAGAAUAGGAGAGAGACACUUGGACCAUCCGGGAAGUAAGGAAUUGCUUUUUCUCGUAAACUUUUACUCGCAAAGACAUUUUGGACAUCUUUGUGGGAGCCUCAGUCACUUUCGUUGGGUCUAUCUGAGUGAAGUUUGCCCACAGCGCUGCUCAAGCUGCUCCUCUGAAAAACAGACUUUAUCACCCGACCGUCCUUAUCUGGAGUGGAUUUGUUAAUUAUCCGGCGACUGGAUAACGAAAAACCGCCGACGAYUYGCCGAAGUGUCUUUACGUGACCCGYUUUGUCCCAGGAGUCAGUACCCAUAUUCUUCCAAAUAGGACGAAUAUACGGUGUCAGAAUGUACCAAAGCAUUGCUUUGUCAUCCAACCAGUCCCCAUAUGCACACGAUGCAGGGAAYUAUAUGCACCCUUCAGCGAGUUCCCCCGUGUACGUGCCCACUACGAGGGUGCCUGCUAUGCUGCAAACCCUGCCGUACUUGCAGACAUGCGAGUCCACCCAUCAGUCCCAUGGCCUCGGCGGGCAUCAUGGCUGGCCUCAGACUGGCGCAGACAGUUCGUCCUUCAACCCGGGCAGCCCCCAUCCACUCCCCGGGUUCUCCUACUCUCACAGCCCGCCAGUAAGCAGCAAUACAGGCAGGGACACAACCUACCAAAACCCGCUUGUGCUCAGUAACGGUGGUCGAGCCGACCAGUAUGGCAGCGCUUUGGUACGGUCUGUUGGAGGAUCGUACUCGAGUCCCUACGCGUACAUGAGCCCUGAGAUGGCAACCUCUUGGACACCAGGCCACUUUGAGAGCGGCAUGAUCAGUCUUCAGGGACGGCAAGGUUGCCUGUCUGGGAGAAGGUCCAGUUUUGACAUGUUGGAGGAGUUCCCGGGAGAGGGUCGUGAGUGUGUAAACUGCGGCUCCAUCUCCACUCCUUUGUGGCGACGAGACGGUACCGGGCACUACCUGUGCAAUGCCUGUGGCCUGUACCACAAGAUGAACGGAAUCAACAGGCCGCUCAUCAAACCACAGAAACGCCUGCAGACCACAUCUCGCCGGGCUGGCCUGUGCUGCACUAACUGCCUCACCAGCACGACUACGCUGUGGCGUCGCAACGCAGAGGGAGAGCCUGUCUGCAACGCCUGUGGCCUGUACAUGAAACUACAUGGGAUUCUACCCAACAUGCCUCCUCACUCCUACGCCGGGAAGACCGUAGCCUCUGUGUCGCCAGACCUUAUCAUUGUGGUCCGUCAUUUAAAUAUCCCAUUCUAUUCUUUGAAGGCUUCAUCACAUCUGGACAGUUCAGGACAUGUCGACAUCAAAUACGAGAACUACCCCUUUACGCCCACGUCCAUCGCCCCACAGAACUCCUGGUGUGCUCUGUCUCAGGCAUGAGCUUGACCGCAGCUCACCGUGUUCUGAUUCUGGACCCAGCUCAGCUCACUGUGGAUAAUAUAGACUUGUGACARGAACUACCUAUUAUAGACUUACUCUCUUUCCCAUGGCUGGAGGGAGGAAAAAACAGAAGGAAGCGACGGCAAUCAAGUGGAAUGUAUAGAAAUAACUUUUUACUGGCUACUAUCAAUACUAUUUCUAGUUGUAGUUUUUGUUGUGGUUGUCUUUGUUGUUGUUGUCAUUAUUGAUAUUUUUCUAAUAUCACCAUCACAGUUUUACGUGGUAUUUCAGCCGAUAACCAGAAACAGUUCAACAAGUUAUCACGGAGUGUUAUUCACAAAUCCAGAAGGACAAAACACGCAAGUGUUUUAUUACCUCUGAACAUGUUUCAUUACUAGCGUGUAGAUGAUUAACUUCUAUAUACAUUAUUUAUGUURAGAUAAGAACAGUCAUGAAMCUCCAAAGCCAACAUGUCAUAUCCCAGAAGUCCAUUCCCUUCUAGAAUGCCUUGUGUGUUCAAGGUAUGAAAUCUAAAAUAGAAAGAAUACAUUUACAUGUGCUUUCUAUGUAAUGAAUUGCAUAGUUGUUCAUUURACAAACGAUGCAUAUAUUUACACAGAUACUGUAUAUACUGUAUAUGUUAUCAGAUAUGUUGAAAGUGCAUAAACACUUUUUUAUUUUAGAUGUCAUAAUUGUGUACUUGAAUUAGUUUUCAUUUUUUCCAAGACCCCUGUUCUAUUAGUUCCGCUUUUGACAAUGUGCUGUCUGCUCAUUUAAAGUGCAAUGACUUAAUUUAAAAAAAAAUAAAGACAAAGAAAAAUACUUUUAUUUUAAUUGUUUUGAAUACGUUCAUCUAAUUUUAUUUGCUGUGUUUUUGUUGRAAUAUAAGGGAAUUCUAUUGUUACUUUAUAACCUAAAAUUGUUCAGAGACUUGAGUCUACUUUAGUUGUUUAACCAAGUCUGAUAGUCUCGUUGGUUUUGCAAUGCUCUUUGAAAUCUGUUUAGUUUAAUAAACCGAUAAAUUAAUUGUU